CUUGUCUGCACGCAGCGUUCGCACUUGUUCUCAUCAUGGCUCCCAUCCGGCUUCGCCAUCCCAAGGGCGUCCUAACCCUUCAAGUCGACUUCGAGUCGUUCACCGUCCAGGAUCUUCAGCAGGAAAUAUUCGCAGCCUCGGAGAUCCCACCCUCAGCCCAAGACCUUAGAGCAGGAUAUCCACCCAAACAACUCACCGGUAUUGUCCCUGAGCUUCCCCUCUCGAGUCUAGCGAUUUCGCCAGGCGAACAGCUCAUCGUCACUGAGAAGCCUUCGUCUCGCUCUGCUGCACCUGUAUCGACUGGUGGUGCUUCGUCUGCACGACCUUCUGGACCAUCGUUGCCUGUUGAUCCUGGAGCUAGAAUUGUGAACCCACCGGCGUCCAUACCACCGUUUGCAUCUUCAGCGGGAACUUCGUCACGAUCCGCUGCUGGGGGCGGAGGCGAUGGAGGUCCUGAUUAUGUAGAAGUGGGCGGACAAUACCUCGUACAUCAGAUUGUGCCAGAUGAUAACUCAUGUCUGUUCUCUUCUGUGGCGUUGGUCUUUGAGCAAGACAUGAAGAAGUCGAAAACUAUCCGACAGAUCGUUGCUGAUGCCAUCCGUGACGACUCCGAAACAUGGACUGAAGCCAUCCUCGGACGUUCCCGCAUAGACUACAUCUCCACCAUCCUCUCCCCCAACUCCUGGGGCGGCGCCAUCGAACUAUCCAUCCUCGCCACCCACUACUCCACCGAAAUCGCGUCCAUCGACGUCGAAACGGGCCGCAUCGACCACUUCACCCCUUCCACCGGAUCCUCGACAGGCAAUCGCGUACUCCUCAUCUAUAGCGGGAUACAUUACGAUGCGGCGGUGCUAGCGCCAGAGCUCGGCGUCCCUGCGGACUUCUGUACGAGUAUUGUUCCGAUCUUGGGAGAGGAUGAGGGGAGCGAUGAGGUGUUGGAGGCGUUGAAGGGGUUGGCGGGGAAGUUGAGAGAGAAAAGGAAGUUUACGAAUACGGCGACGUUUGAUUUGAAGUGCGAGGUUUGUGGCAAGGGCUUGAAAGGUGAGAAGGAGGCAAGUGCUCAUGCGAGCGAGACGGGACAUGUCAAGUUUGGAGAAUAUACCGCGUAGAAGUUGGGUUCUGGACGGUUCAAAUCAAUAUUGUGUAUUUCACCCCGGAAGUUACUGGUGUAUCGUUAUGCGCUAUCCGUGUAUUCCCUGUUGCCCGGUUGUUGUACUGAGUAUGCCCACUACCGUGUCCUAUGCCAAUGUGAAUACACGAACCCUGAC
Stereum hirsutum FP-91666 SS1 is the source of this 1268-nucleotide messenger RNA. Its product is annotated as OTU-domain-containing protein. Gene Ontology annotation, cellular component: nucleus; cytosol. Gene Ontology annotation, molecular function: cysteine-type deubiquitinase activity. The record is from RefSeq and is a predicted model, not a curated record. Gene Ontology annotation, biological process: endoplasmic reticulum unfolded protein response; protein deubiquitination. Bases 36 to 1109 code for a protein of 357 amino acids. The transcript has 6 exons. NCBI's taxonomy places the organism in Eukaryota, Fungi, Basidiomycota, Agaricomycetes, Russulales, Stereaceae.